Molecule: messenger RNA, 9655 nt
Organism: Temnothorax curvispinosus
Lineage: Eukaryota; Metazoa; Arthropoda; Insecta; Hymenoptera; Formicidae
Gene: kek5
Exons: 7
Coding region: 288-2660 (790 amino acids)
Molecular function (GO): protein binding
Source: RefSeq, a predicted model, not a curated record
CGGAGCUGCAAACAGCGUGAAUCAAUAGAAGCCAACGCCGAGAAGUCGUAUUCUGAAGGGAGAAGGUGGCAACCAACCACCACCGUGCCAACUUUAACGGAGCGAAAUCGCGUUCAAUUAUACAGAGGAUGCCGACCGCUGAGAGACACGAUCGCACCACCGUCCACGUAGUCCAGGAGAAAUUAUCCCAGUUCGACACGUAGCACCAUCCUGGUCGAAGUCCUUGGGAGUCGGUAGAAUCGUGAAUAUUACGCUACCGUGAGUCCAGAGUGAACGAUUCCUCCGAGAUGAUACCGAGAACGGCGGGCCGGUGGCUGCUCUGCGCGGCGCUUACGGUCGCCCUGUGUCAAGGCCAGGAGGACUGGAUGCAGUGCUCGUCGGCGUGCAAGUGCAAAUGGGUGUCCGGCAAGAAGACCGCCGAGUGCAUUAAGCAGAACCUCACGGAGGUGCCGGGGGACCUCUCGCCCGAGAUCCAGAAUCUCGAUUUGACCGGCAAUCGCAUAACUCGCCUCAUACAUAACGCGUUCAGCCGCGUCAAUCUGGUGAAUCUGCAUAAGCUGGCGUUGCGCGAAUGCGGCAUCGAGUCGAUUCACGUGGACGCGUUCAACAGCCUCAAGAUCAUCAUCGAGAUCGAUCUGUCGGGCAACAAUAUCCGCACCCUGCAUCCGGGCACUUUCUACGAGACUCAACGGCUGCGAGUGCUGCUGCUCGAUCAAAACAAGCUGAGGACGCUGGAGAACAGCCUGUUCUUCAAUCUCACUUUCCUGCAGAGAGUGAUGCUGUCCGAGAACAGACUGAAUCAGAUCGAGGAGAACACGUUUCGUAAUGUUCCCGGUUUGAAAACCCUCGCGUUGGACGGGAAUAACUUCAGCACUCUGCACCUACAGAGCUUCGAGAGCCUCAAGCUCACCAGUCUCGAGCUCCGGAAUAAUCCGUGGAACUGCAACUGCAAUCUCAAAAGGUUCCGCGACUGGGCGAUCGAGCGUACGUUGUACACCAAGCCAACCACUUGCCAGCAACCGCCCCACAUGGCCGGCAAGAUGUGGGACGAAGUUAGCAGUGACGAGUUCGCAUGCAGACCGAAAAUCACUGCCAUCGGCCCGGCAACGAAAAUCGAGAUGGGCAAAGGAGACGUGACGCUCUCGUGCAGGGGAUCGGGAAUCCCACCCCCUCAGUUAUCAUGGAAACAUCGUAAUCGCGUUUUAAACAAACUCAUCAAACGCCCGAACAACGAUAGAGGAUACAUAUUCUCAGUGAGCCAAGAAUGGUUGAAUCUCACCAUUAUCGACGCGAUGCCCUCCGACAAGGGUGAUUACGUCUGCCACGCAAAAAGCCCGGGCGGCGAAGCCGAGAGAAACGUGACACUGGCCAUCGUGGGCGACGCUUUGGGCAGCAGGGAGAGCUUCAUCAGCCUGCCGCUCGCCAUCGGGCUGGGCGUCACCGCGUUGUGUCUGCUGAUCGUCACGGUAGUGCUUUGCGUGUGCUAUUGCCGUCGUCGCCGCAUCAGGCAUGACGAGAAGGGCCUCGAGGCGGCGUCCCUGGAGCAUCACGGUCUCGGCGAACAGGAGAAGUCCCUGAUCACAACUAUCAAUCCGGUCGUGAAGCCGCCGAGGCGUUACGAGACGCCCUCAGUGACGUCGCACGGUACGGAGAUGACGGAGUUGAAUCGCACGUUGCUCGACAACGACUCGGUUUUCGCUGACGGUGUCGGGAGCGGUGUCGUCGGCGGGGUAGGCGGCGGCAUAGGCGACGACGAGAGGGAUCACGAACGGGCCACGCCGGAACUCGACGGGGGUGGCAGCGGAAGCGGCAGCGGCGGCGGCGGCGGUGGCGGCGGGGGUACGUUGCCGCGCGGUGGUGCCGGUUACCACUACCGACAAUAUCCGCCGGACCUGCUGGCCUUCUCCGGCGGUCGCGGCGCAUCGCCGACUAGCCAGGCGUCAACGGCGCCCGACAGCACGCGUCUGCCUAGUCAACACGUGAUAACACCGGCGACGGCGACGACGACGACGGCCCCGUCGUACGGCUCGCCGACGUCAGGCCAGUAUCACCCGGCCGCCUUCAAGACGCUGCCGCACAGCCGCAGCGUCACGCCGUACGGUCUCGGGCCGUCGUCGUCGUCGUCAUCGAUGGCGCCGGUGUUACCGCGUCACGGCUACGUGACGAUCCCGCGACGACCGCGAGCGCCUAGCUGGAGCAGCGGACCCCCGACGUCGCCGAACGAUGUCCUCGAGCCGGUGUACGACAAUCUGGGUCUACGUACCACGGCGGACGGCAGCUCGAUGCUGUCGCUCAACAAAAGCCCGGAACCGGCACCCUCGUCCAUGAGAGGCCGGCCACUACCGAGCACGCCGGGGGGUUCGCACUACGGCACGAUCCAACGUAGCACCCCGAACAUUUUGGCCGGGGCGUUGGAUCGGGCGGCGCCGGAAGGCGCGGCCGAGUGGCCGCUCAAGUUGGCGGACGAGAGCGUGAACGGCGGUCAUCCGCUACUGACGCAACCGCAGCAGCAGCAUCAGCAACAGCAGCAACAACAGGCCGCCAACAGCAACACCCUCGGCAGAAAGGUACCGCCGAGACCGCCGCCGAAACCCAAGAAGAAAUCCGCCAACGGACCGACGCUGUACGAGGACGAGGGCGAAGACGGCACGGAAGUAUGAUACCAUGGGCAUCGUCCGCAAUGAGGACGAUUGGUUGUAGUGCGCCAGGAUGGGGCGUGCGUGACCACACUUACAAUAAACCGGUAGUGCCUUUCGAGACGCGCGUCUCGCACGCGCGGGACUUCCACUUCGUUCGACGAAUCGCGGUCUGGAGGAUGAACGAAAUGUACGAGGGGACUCUGGAAGGACCUGAACUUUUAGGACUUGAACGGAUGGAUACAGGUGAUUUCGACGGCCGAAAUCGCAGACGAUGACGAUUUAUAGAGAUGGACACGCCGACCGGACAUUCGUGUCACCUAUUCCCCGUUCCUCAACUUUCCUCCUUCCUGUAAGUUAUCUUGUAAGUUAUUUAUUGAACGUUACGGAGCAUCCGAGGUAUUCGAAAACCAGUAAAUCGUGAUCCGCAUGAGUUGUUUUCUGAACGAUCCGAUCGUCAAAAAACGGGUCCGCCUUCCUCAUCCCUCGUCUCCUUCCACGUAUCUUUUUUAUUUUUCCUUUUUUUUUUUCAUCAAGUUCCUUUAGCGUUUUAUUUGACGCUUGCCACGCGCCGUGAGGUGAUAACGUGAUAAAUGUGAAUAAGGUUCCGGACAUUGCCGCCGGUAUUAGUCGAUAAGGCGAAAACCUAUUCGCGUUUUGUGUGAAAUUUACGCGAAGCAUGAAGCAACUGGAAAGUACUGAACGCGAGUCGUUCCGCGAAGAGCGAUACCAGUGAAAUUCGUCUUCUAUUCGUGUUAACCGGGUUAACCCCCAUAAUGGGAAAUCGCGAUCGUUACGGCACGAUUCGCGUGUAUAAAAGGGAAGUGUUAAGGUUUCAGGCAAAGGCAACGUUUUGCACAUGUUACAUUUACGCGGUAAACAUGAUGAGAAUUUAACAUUGUUAAGAAUCUAUCUAGCUGUUAUACGCCUGUCGCGCGUUUCUUUUUUAAAACAUUGAAAUUCCGACGCCUGCAUCGAAUUGUAGCAGGACUUGUUGCAUUCGCAAGCGACACCGAACUCUCAUGCUAAGCUUACGUCGAACGACGUAAUGAUCUGUGUCCCUUCUCCUUCUGUAAGCGCAUCGUUAGACCGUGCUCGUACCCGCGUAGAGGUAUCCCAUAUUCCAUCAGCGACGUUUGUAUCCUAAAAUUAGCAACAGGUAUCGCUUGCGAUAUUUAUAGCGGCGAACCGAUCGGCAGUAUCUCUACAAAUAUCGUUAACGCAGUACGGAAUACCCUAUGCUACCCUAUAUAACGGUGCCACUUUGUAUUACGUUAAAUGGAUAAUAUCUAUUACGGCAAUUGUAUAAAUCUAUAGUAGAUGUAAGUGCUGCGAUGACACUCGACGCGUGUUGGAAGUUGUAAAAAACGUAUUGCGAAGUACAUUAAAAUGGUGUACAGUAAAAAAAAUCUAAGUGACAUAUCCGCGCGUUUAUUUCUGUCGAUGCUAAUUGCACGAGUAUCGCGACCUUUGAAAUUCGUGUAAUUCAUUAUCGCCAGGAUGACCAGGGAUGAAUAACAGCGCAUUUUGUAAACGAGGCCAAUUUGGCGUCGCUGGCCGAUUGGUCUCCGUUUAUCACCAUCGUGCUGACCAUGAAUAACACUAAAAAAAAAAGACCAGUUUAAUGUGUAUAUACAUAUACUAUAUGUACUCCUCUACGGACUCCAAAUUCACUUCGGGACUUCAAAUUAAUUGAACGUUACGCGUGGUGCGUUCCAAUUAGCAACAAUUACAGCUCGAUUGUUAACUACUCCGGCAUAUUCGCGCAUAAUAUCCGGAUCCGCGCGUAAAAAUUAUUGACCAGAGCGUAUAUAUACGCUUGUGCGAGUGGACGCCGAUUGCGAGUCGUCAAAAGGAUGGCGCGAUGUAACGCGGACGAAUUGUCGGGACGGACAUAAUUUAAAAAGAUGACGACAUUACGACGUGUCGUAAACGCGGAGUGAGGAACAGAAUUCAGCGCGUCCCCAUUUUAGAGAUACAUUCGAUCGCUGCGAUUCUACCAUCGACGACAAUAUAUCGUAUAAAGUAGAAUGUCCAUGCGAGCUAUAUAUCAUCGACGAGCGAGCGCGUUCGGACUUAUGGACCCGAAUACCUGAUGGCCGAUAAAUCGUACCUCUCCUUGAAACUGGAAAACAUGUGACUCGUCGGAGCGGCGACUUGUCGCGCGCACAGCCCAGGCGACGCAUUUUUCUUUCGCAUAGAAGUUAAUGUCUCUUCGAAACGGGAAACUCAUUCGAGCUCGUUUCUCUCUUUCCCCCCCCCCCCUCUUCUCUUCCAUCGCGACGCGAUUUCCGCAAUAUGAGUACAAGUGGUCCCUCUUUGCGGCGCGUCCAUUAUCCGCCGCGCUGGUUAACGCUGUCGAUUCGCCGGUUCCGUUCCCGCGCGAAACAUCUGGCCGCGAUACAUCGUGAUAAGAGGACUGGCUCUACGUGCGGUUACCACCACCCACACACACACAUGGAGAGCCGCUUUUCGCCCGUUGGCGAUAUUUCACUGAGGUAAGGGUAGGUAGGGAACGUUCUUUAACUGCGAAUUUAUCGCCGGCAACCCAUCCACUCUUUAUGCUUUUGUUACCUUUUUAUCCGGGAGAUUAACGUUUCCCUUUCUCUGGCUUUAGCAGGGAUUUCGGGGACGCGAUUAUAUACAACUUGUUGCGAUUGCGCGACGGCGGCGGCGGAUUUCUCGUAGCGAGAAAACGCAUUUUGAAUGAAUCCCGACGCGAACUUGACUCACCGUCGAACGACACUUGAAUUUAAGGGAUGCUCUCCAUCAAUCCGUACCCUUGUUUCUCGGCAGCGACUGGGAUCAGCCGCUGUUCAGGCAAAACACGGCCGGCUCCUACUCCAUAAAUGCAUCAUGCGGAAUCGUGUCGCGAUAUAUACGAAGCACCUGAGAAGAGAUGCACUUUAUCUCGACGGUAAACUCUGCAGCGAGACGCUUCUAUCCCCGUACGAUUGCACGAGGAAGUUUCGAUUUAUUAAAUACCUCGGUACCUCGAACGUGAAUUAAAGUAAAGAUUCCUUUAAUGCCGCUUAGAUUUAAAUGAAAAAGAAAGGUUUAGUCAUUUUGCGCAUUCCAAACCCUAUCUCCCUGCUAAAGGUUUCCAGGGAACUCGAACGCUUUUACAGAAAAGAAAACUCUUCCCGGAUCUCUCGACGGCGUCUCCAGGUCAUUUUGGGUUACCCCGACGAUCAAAGUCCCUCGUUUUGGGAUGUUACAUGAAUUUUAUUCGAAUCGUUGAUACAAAUGUUUAGCUAAUUUCGCGGAAUAGAUUGUUUUCAAUUCUUUUCUUGUGUUCUUCUUUUUUUUAGGGCUUUCAAACCCUAAUGGUUCUUCGACUUCGAUUCACGGACGCAUAAAGUGCGACGGUCGCCGAGAACCCAAAAAAAACCGGGCCUCUCCAUGCCCGGAUUACGCCAAACAGUAUUAAGCGCCUGACGGCUACGGCUCGGGCGCAAAGAGGACGGCCGGGUGAGACGCGGCGGAGAAAAUAGCAGCGCGGUCGUGUCACCUCGAUUUUUCGCUGCGCCGCCGCGAUCGACAAGCUCGGCGACUUAUUGCGGCGUGUUACCAUCUAGCUCUCGUGCGAGAAAAAUGUUCAGUCGCGAUGCGCCGCGACAGCCUGAGAAACGUUCCCGGUUUCUCGUAGGCCAGUGCCAACCGAUUUUUCCAUCCCACGACAUCCAUUUUUCUCACCCUGCGUUUCUUCGUGAUCGUCGAAUCAAUGUUACGCGUUUGGAACAUCGUUUUUUUCCCCGUAUUUUUUCUUACUCGUAUAGACCCGUAGCGCUGUUCCAUUCAACGGCCCGAAUGUGUCGUGUAUGUACAAAUGAGGAGAAAAAAAGGAAGCCGCGCUUUCGACGAGCGCGCGCGAAAAAUCGAGCUUGCACAAUCGGAGAACAUCGGAGAACAGUAUUUUCAGCGGCCUAGCAGAGUCGCGGCUCGCCCAACUCGACCGCCGUGCCGUGCCAUGUACAUACACUCCUUUUCUCUCUCUCUAUCUCUCUCUCUUUUCCCCCUCCUUUAAAUCGCACCCUAUCCGUACCAUAUUGUAAAUGAAUAAAUGAUACACGAUGGAAAGCCGCACGGCACGGGGUCCGGUCGUUACCGGCGCCACGAGUAUAUUUUUGUAAUUUUGUAUUUUGCAUUGUGCGCCUUUCUCCCACGUCCCGGCGUCUCACUCGGCCAAUUACCAGAGAGAAUCGAUCUCGUUUGUCGAUACCCACCAUUCAAACCCUUCGGACACAUUUGCGAUGGAGGGUAACGUGAGAUCCAUCGGCGCACGUUCCGUUUAACACUGUGGGAAAGUGCUGCGCGCAUCCGACAGUUAACGAAGCGAAUGUACGUACGUCAUACCAGGCAUCGGGGAUAAUUUAUUGAUUGUCGCCAAGCGUAUUCCCGAAUUGCGAUUGCGAAACCCCGUCUCACCUAUAUGCGUCCCGCGCCGUGGAUGUUCGACGCCGAUCGAUCGAUCACGGAAACCGGGUAACACCUAUCUCUCGUCUAUUUCGAAUGCGAUCGACCGCACGUAUCUUCUGUACGAAGCCUGCUCUCGCUCUCGUAACAAGGAACUUAUUAAUUCUUGACAACGAGCUUUUUUUUUAUUCGAGGAUAACCGAGAUUCUCAAAUAAAAACCCUUUAAAUGUCAACGAAGCAAUCGAACGUUCAAAUCCACGAUUCUUUUUUUACUUUUAUACGUAAUGUAAAAACGCAUGUGGAUAUAUUUUAAAUCGUUCUCGAUUUAUUCGAGAUAUUCCAAUUUUCGUUUGUCGAAGAUUUUUGGUCUGCUAUAAUUACGUUUUCCAAGAUACGUAAUUCACCGUUUAUUGUCGGAGCAAAAAGGGCAGCAUUGCCCUGGACUGAAAUACGUUAUCGGGGGCGAAAUUAAAAACGCGAUUUUACAGCGAACGAAAAAAACCGACGUCAUUAAACACUUUCAGGAUAUCGCGAUGUUGCAUCGCGAAUUCUCAGCGCUCAAUUAUCUAUCCAACUGCCAACUAUAACGCAAUGUCGUUUGCGUGAUAUUUCAAAUAUCGUGCACGCACACUCCUCGCUUCCAAUGCUCCCUUCGAUUUGUACGUGCUCGCGAAGUGUAACGGUAAUUUACAUUAAAAUGGGGUAAUUUACGACUGGCACAAGCAAGCUCAUUUAGACCGGCUCCCAUUUGUACGCGCCACACACAGAGCUUGACUCGGUCAAAAUUUUUGUCGAAAUUAAUAGUGGUGGCGUCAUUUCAGUAAUUUUAAUAUAUUCGCAUAUCUCGCGCAUUUCAUUAACAUCGUUUAUAUAAUUUUAAUACCAUUGGUCACUAAAAUUAUUAAAUGUUUUUAAUCAGAUGCAAUUCAGAUUAGCUGUUAUGAUUUCAAUGAAACUGUUGAUUAAAUUUGAUAAAAUAUUGAACACAAUAUUUUGAACAUAAUUUUAAAAUCAAUACCAGUUUUUUUUUCACUUUCGAUUUCUUACGUACAAACGUUUGCUUGUACAUACACGAAACGAUAAACGUGAACAUAUUAAAUUUACGAUAUGACGCUUCACUCUCUGCCAAUGAGCGGUCAAUCGAAGGUACCGUCCAAUAGAUCAGUCCAACUUACAAUCUUCCGAGCAAUUAUUUGUGGAUCUAAUUAGAACACUUUUUAUACGACGCGUGCGUUUUGUAGAGUAUAGUUCGGUGAAAUCGUUCAUACAGACCUAAUGCGUAUCAAAUACUUAGCAUUUUGCACUUAUUGCAACAUUCCGUGGGGGAUAAUUUUGUGCUCUACAAUUGCGACAUAUGAGAUGUUUACACAUAUUCCAGCAAGCUGUGCACAUUGCAGUUCUGUUUCCUCAAAUCUCAAGUAAGGUUUAAACAAGACAUUUACAGAAAAGACAUGAAUUCUUUAGAUUAUAUGCGUCUUUAAAUUAUAUGCAUUCCUGACACAAGUACGUAGAAAUAUUCUGAGCAGAUUUUCCGCUUGCGAAUUCCUUCUAUAUAUUGGAUUUUUAUAACACGCACACAUACACAAAUUUAUAUUAUUAUUUUUUUAUAGUGUGCAAAAAUAUUCGGUAAAUGACUUAAUUAUUCGUCUCUCAAGACUGACAACCUUAGAAUUAGGGUAACGUCUUCUGAUUUUACGUACUUUAUGGACGCAGUCUUCUCGUUGCUGCUCGAUAGAAGAGAAAUUGAAUUUGUUAUGCGAAAUGACGCGCAACGCCAUCGUGAAUUUUGCCUAAGUUAACUUUGAUACGAAAUACGCUAUGGAAAACUGUUCCUUUUCUAAGAAAUAAUUCGUUAAUCCAUAUAUAUUUGUACAGUGAAACUUACGUGUGAAACGUAAAUAAUUAUCAUUGACAUCGAUUGAAGCCAAUCGAACUAGAUUCGUUUGCUCCCAUUAUUACUUGUUACAGAACGAUCGUUGUUUAGUUGAUAAGUUCUUCGCCUAGCGCAUAAAUAACUGUUAAAACUGCCUAAUUGCCGUGUCGAAUGGCGCUAAAUCUCGAUGAAGAAAGAAUGUGACGUGUACAAGUAAAAUAAGAGCAUACAAAGCUGUUGCACGAAAAUGCGAAUACGUUGCUUAUAUGGAUAAUAAUUCUGUUGAACUCUAUAAUGUCGCCUAAGGACCGCAUCUGGCUAACUCGUGCGCAACGAGCAUUUCUCUACUGCAUCAUCAUGAAUCGCGAAUCAAAAGGGGAAAUAAUAUUUUAUUGACGCAAUUUCGUAUCCCGGACGAGAGUACUUGCGAGAUUGUGGGAGUUAAGAGAAGUAAGAGGAUCGAAAAAUGUUUUUAUCCAGAUAUGUAAGUCGGAAUGAUAAUGUGAAUGUAAAUGAUUUAUAUCUGCGUGUCGUAUGUUGUAGAUAAUAAUCUUAAUCCGAAAUGUAAUAUCCGCGUUUUAUGCCAGAUUCCAUUAUGCGUUAGAAGUAUCGACGAUCGAGGGAAAAAUUUCAUCAUUGUUAACGGAAUAUUUUUACCGUUAUUCCUAUUCCUACUAAUGUAUUCUUACCUAUUUGUACUAUUAUUUUUACUAUUGAUUUUACUAUUCC